AUGUGGCAGCAAAGAUCAGGACGUGAAACCGAUAGACAAACUUAUGAAAAUAUCACGUUAAGCAUAACAAGUUUAUUUGGAUCAUUGCGUUAUAUUUAUCAUACAUCGAAAUAUAUAUUUGAUAAUAAAACUGUUGCUAAAGCUAACUGUGAAGUACAAAAGUGUUUACAUAUUAUCGAAGAUCUUUUUAAACAGUUGGAAUACAUAUCACAAUUACAUAAUGGGCUUAAGUGCAAUCCAGACAUCAUUGAAACUUCACAAAAUGAUGAUUCUAUGAAUGUAGAAAUCAGCAAUCUGGGCGAGGACGCAAUCAUAAACGUAGGCUUAGAAACUAUAAUAUCGCAAUAUUACCAUACGGAAUCCCUUAUCGAUGGGUUAUGGAGUGAUCUAGAAAGAACAGAAAGUUAUAUAGAUGAAAUGAUUUUAUGGAAAGUAUCCUGCUCACAUCGACCUCCAGCUAGAAAUGCAGCAUAA
Scutellospora calospora is the source of this 474-nucleotide messenger RNA. NCBI's taxonomy places the organism in Eukaryota, Fungi, Glomeromycota, Glomeromycetes, Diversisporales, Gigasporaceae. The record is from the annotation of a GenBank genome assembly.